AUGAGAUUCGAAGUAUCAAGCGAAACCCUGGCUUCUGUGCCGCACGUUGCAUGGCUCGGCCUGGCGCUCGUCAUCAUCCAGCUCGUCUAUUCUGCAACGAAAAAGCCCAAACUGAACCUUCCCGGUCCGCGCGGCUGGCCGUACGUCGGAAACCUGUUCCAACUGGGCGAGGAUGCAGCACAGACGUACUACAAGUGGUCGCAGAAAUACGGCCCAGUCUACAAGGUGCAGCUGGGCGAGCGCGAGGUGGUGAUCAUCAACACGGCGCAGGCAGCCAAAGAGCUGCUGACGGAUCUGGGGAGCAUCUACAUCAGCCGACCGCUGUUUUACACGUUCCACACGGUCGUCUCUUCUACCGCGGGGUACACUAUCGGCACUUCGCCCUGGGACGAGUCGUGCAAGCGCAAACGACGUGCCGCGGCGACGGCGCUCAACCGCGUUGCGGUGCAGAGCUACGUGCCCAUCAUCGACCGCGAGACGCUCUCGCUGAUCGAGGACCUGUACCACGCGCGCUCGGCGGCGAUCGAGCCGUUUGCCUACUUUCAGAGGCUCGCGCUCAACGUCUCGCUCACGGUCAACUACGGCUCGCGUCUCGACAAGGUCGGCGAUCAACUGCUGGCAGAGAUCGUAGAGGUCGAGACGCAUGUGGCCAACUUCAGAUCGGUGUCCAACUCGCCUGCGGACUACUUGCCGAUUGUGCGGUACUUUCCGAGUAUGGGGCGCAACAGCAAGGCAUUUGCAGGCUCGAUCCGAGCUCGUAGGGAUGUGUACAUGAGCCGGCUGCUCAACGACCUCAAGCAGCGCGUGCGCGAGGGUACCGAUGUUCCCUGCAUCACGGGCAACAUCCUCAAGGACCCAGAAGCCAAGCUGACCGACCAGGAGCUCUCGUCCAUCUGCCUCUCGAUGGUCUCGGCCGGUCUCGACACGCUGGCCAACACGUUUAUCUGGUCCAUGGGCUUUCUGGCCAAACGGCCGGACAUCCAGCAGAAGGCGUACGACGAGAUGUACAAGGUGUACCAAGGCGCCAUCCCGCGCUCGGACGAAGAAGCGGUCGAGUACAUCACGGCACUCCACAAGGAGUGCUCGCGCUACUUUAGCGUGCUCAAGCUUGCACUGCCCAAAGCGACACUCGGCGAUUCGACGUACAAGGGGGCACAUAUCCCCUCGGGCACCACCGUGUUUCUCAACGCCUGGGCCAUCCACCAGGACCGCGACCGGUACGGCGAUGUCGAGAACUUCCGGCCCGAACGCUUCCUCGAGCCGGGCGAGGAGAACAAGCAGGCGCACUACUCGUUCGGCGCGGGCCGCCGCAUGUGUGCAGGCGUCCACCUGGCCAACCGCGAACUGUACGUCGCCUUCUGCAAGGUGAUCCACUUUUUCAAAAUCGAACCCAGUCUGGAUCCGGCGGAGCAGGAGUACGACAUGAACCCAGCGACAGGGUGUGCCAACCCGAAAGGUCUGAGCUCGAGCCCCAAGCCGUUCAAGGUGCGCUUUGUGCCCAGGGACGCAGCGGCGAUUGAAGGGUGGAUCGAAAACGAGAAGAGCAGGACCGAGCUUCAGAUGGCUGCGAGCAUCAGCAACAACAAGCAGGGUUAA
Sporisorium graminicola is the source of this 1596-nucleotide messenger RNA. RefSeq lists its product as uncharacterized. Lineage: Eukaryota; Fungi; Basidiomycota; Ustilaginomycetes; Ustilaginales; Ustilaginaceae. Gene Ontology annotation, molecular function: heme binding; oxidoreductase activity, acting on paired donors, with incorporation or reduction of molecular oxygen; monooxygenase activity. The coding region runs from base 1 to 1596 and encodes 531 amino acids. The transcript has a single exon. The record is from RefSeq and is a predicted model, not a curated record.